Molecule: messenger RNA, 1651 nt
Organism: Anguilla rostrata (American eel)
Lineage: Eukaryota; Metazoa; Chordata; Actinopteri; Anguilliformes; Anguillidae
Gene: haus2
Product: HAUS augmin like complex subunit 2
Exons: 7
Coding region: 138-755 (205 amino acids)
Biological process (GO): microtubule nucleation; centrosome cycle; spindle assembly
Cellular component (GO): centrosome; HAUS complex; mitotic spindle microtubule
Source: RefSeq, a predicted model, not a curated record
UUGAAAUCCUCUAACCGGAAGUCUCCAAUUGUUGCCAGCUUCGCGGAGCUCUUCAGGCGGGCUGUCUUUGAAUUGAAUGUUUGCAGUGGGAAAAGCGGGACAAUAAUGUUUAGCAGAUCCAAGGUGUUGGUGUCGAAAUGAAUCCUUGGGACCCUGUGCCAUAUUCCGUGACUCCCGCUGCUCAGGUCCUUGCGAGAUGUGUUGCAUCAGGUGUUUUGGCUCAGCGGGAUCUUGACGCGGUCCCAAGAGACACCAACGUCUUCUCUCCACGUCUCAUUGUAGCUGAACAAGUUGCAGACUUGAAAAGGCAGUUUGACGUGAAAAACCUGGAGAUGGAGCUGUUGAAGCUUGAGAAAGAGAGCGCAGACGUAACCCACAGUUUCUUCCUGAGCCAGAGAUUUGCUGCCCUGCAGCAGUUUACUUCACAUCUGCAGGAGGUGCUCAGGGAGCAGGCAAGUCUACGUCAGAGACUGAUGAAGCCUCUGUGCCUGCAGAACCUGCCCAUAGAGGCCAAUCUGCACAGGUAUGUGGUGGAGCUCAUAGGUAUGGUGAUGGACCUGAUUGAGAACAUGGAGAGCAAGGUGAAGAUUACUCGCUCCUUCCCUUCCCUUGGCCCGACCAUGACCAGCCUGGACAAUGCUGUGGCCCAGCUGCUGACUCAAGUGGCUGAGGUUGAGGAGCUGGCUGGACAGGUGUUACAGUGGAAAGACCUGCAGCACCACAUGUUCACCACUAAUAACCAGACCUCCACCUGAGUCCAAGACCAACCAACCAGGAUCCAAAAUGCGCAUGUGUUCUUUGACCUCGCUCUUCAGUUACCAGCCAGUGCAGGUCCAGCAGCACAUCUAGUGAUAUGCUUACCCAGUACAGUUGAUUUUUGCUUAUUUACAAUUUGUAUUUUUAGGUGGAAUUCCAUUCCUUAAUCCUUAAUUCCUUAAUGUUGAGGACCCCCUUGAAAACAAGAUGGUGCAAGAUGGGGUCUAUCCUCGAAUUAAAUUUUGAAAUGAACUAAAAUAAUCGUAUUGUAGUUUUUUCUUUUCUUUCAAACAACAUGCCAUCAUUCUGUCCUGUGUUUCUUUGUUUAUUCCUGAAAGGACAAUUUUAAUAUGUUGGGUUUAGCCCAGAAAUAUAAUUUAUUUCUUUUAACACAAAACAUUUAUUUAUUACAAUAUGUAAAGCGUCCAUUCUGCUGUGUGCAUUAGGUCUUGAGGCUAAUGAGGUUAAUUUGUUGAUGCAUGCGCUCCUUUGAGGUGGUGCUGAUCCUUUUGCUGGUCAGGAAUACAUGUGGGAGCCUCUCCGCUGUCAUGUGACUUCUCCAAUAUCAUGUCACUGGGGUGGGCUGAGGAUCUUCCACUGACAGCUCUUGGUUCAUGCAUGGUGGCUAAAAAACCAUAAAGGUUAGCGGAGUGCCUUAACUACAAUUCCGACUUACAUGUUAUUGUAAAAGUCCAUUUUGUUCUUUAGAGAGGUGUGUCAUCGUGGUUUUUUUGUUUGGAAUUUGCAACUGUAACUUGGCCAUGUUCCAUAUUACAUCAGUGGCAUGAAAGAAACCUUGUAUGUCCCUUGUUUUUUGUUUAAAAAAAAUAAAUAAAUAAAAAUUUCUUAUCCAGCUUUGUUUCCUCUCAAACAAUAAAGUUGGUUCAAAACCUUG